AUGACGAAAAAGAAGGCAUCCAAGAGCAAAAGCACUAGUGGAGACAAGGCUGUGGUAGCCAGCACAAUGACCAACGCUCAUGGAUUUGACUUUGGAAACAUGGGGUUCGAUUACGUUCAAACCAACUCGUUUAUAACUUAUAAGUGGACGGAAGAAACAGGCUGGGAUAAAGGAGAACUAGUCAGAGGAACAGAUAACUUCAACAUUCAUGUAUCAGCUACUGUAUUGCACUAUGGACAAGCUUGUUUCGAAGGAAUGAAGGCCUUUAAAAUGAAGGAUGGAAAGGUCCGUCUCUUCAGGCCACAAUUGAAUGCCAAACGAUUGAGAACCUCGUGUGAAGUCGCUGCCAUGGCUGCUCCAUCUGAAGAGCUCUUCCUGGAGGCUCUAUCACGUCUCAUCAAAGACAAUCUUGAAUGGAUUCCACCGAUCGAGUCUGGUGGAUCAGCAUAUGUCAGACCAUUCGUCUUUGGAAGUGGUGCUCGAACUGGACUCUUGCCAGCUACUGAAUAUACCUUUAUGGCAUUCUUGUGUCCUGUUGGAGAGUUCUACAAGGGAGGCAUCGGAUCACCUGCCAAAGCACUCAUCAAGCACAAGUUUGAUCGUGCAGCUCCUUAUGGUACCGGCCACGUCAAGCUUGGUGGUAACUACCCAGCACCCAUGGGCCCGACAAAUGAAGCCAAAAAAGCUGGAUUUACCGUACUGCUAUUCUUGGACGCUCUCGAACACCGAUACGUGGAGGAAUUCAGUACAUCCAACUUUGCCGCACUCACCAAGCCAGACUCUGAUGGUAAACGAGUAUACGUCACACCAAAAUCACAUUCUAUCUUGCCAUCAGUGACCAAUCGCUCCUUGUUGGAGUUGGCUGAAAAGCACUUUGGAUGGAAGACCGAGCGUCGAGUUGUUGAAUGGGAUGAAGUUCGUAUGGGCUUGUUUGAUGAAGUUGCUGCUUGUGGUACAGCUGUUGUCAUCACACCUAUCGGUGAAAUCCAUCGCGAAAUGCCGACUGGUGGUAAACGUAAACGUAUAACUGCCAACUCCACUACAACAGCCACCAAUGGCCACACGAAUGGAAGCACCAGUAAAAAAGCAAAGACUGAGAAGGGUGCCAAAGCUACCAAGACAGAACCUGUCGUCCCUGCUCAUGACCCAUACGAUGAUGAAGAAGAGGAGGAAGACGAAGUUGCUAUGGAGGUCACGAAAUUGAGUGGAUCUGAUUUUGAAGGGUUCCGUGCACUCUAUACGACGUAUAGGGAUUUGCAGAAUGGGGUGUUGGAAGGUUGGGAAAAGUAUGAAUGGAUGUGGCCAAGUGAAGGGUUUUAA
This is a messenger RNA of Synchytrium microbalum, 1320 nucleotides long. It is a transcript of the gene SMI34, whose product is annotated as branched-chain-amino-acid transaminase. Gene Ontology annotation, molecular function: branched-chain-amino-acid:2-oxoglutarate transaminase activity. Lineage: Eukaryota; Fungi; Chytridiomycota; Chytridiomycetes; Synchytriales; Synchytriaceae. Gene Ontology annotation, biological process: branched-chain amino acid metabolic process. Bases 1 to 1320 code for a protein of 439 amino acids. The transcript is spliced from 7 exons. The record is from RefSeq and is a predicted model, not a curated record.